This is a messenger RNA of Malania oleifera, 1567 nucleotides long. Its product is annotated as diaminopimelate epimerase, chloroplastic. The record is from RefSeq and is a predicted model, not a curated record. Gene Ontology annotation, molecular function: diaminopimelate epimerase activity. Lineage: Eukaryota; Viridiplantae; Streptophyta; Magnoliopsida; Santalales; Ximeniaceae. The transcript is spliced from 9 exons. The coding region runs from base 129 to 1226 and encodes 365 amino acids. Gene Ontology annotation, cellular component: cytosol; cytoplasm.
AAGCGAAACCUCGCCCGCCUCUGUCAGUCAUCCCCGAAGUCUUGGGAAGGUUGCAAAGCCCGCCGGCACUGUUUUGACUGCACACAUUCACAGAGAGAGAGAGAGAGAGAGCUGAACAGCGCGCUGCCAUGGCCUUGGCCGCUAGGAUUUCUCUCCCUCUUUCAUCUCCAAAUCGCCGCUAUUUCACUUCCAUCAACCCAUUUCCAUCGUCUUCAUUCUCUUUCUCCUUUUACCGCUCAAGUUUUUUCGGACAAAACUCGAUCAACGUUCGAAACCCUAGUUUAAACAUCUCAGCUUCGUCCAUGAGCAUUGAAGCUCCAGGUAGAACCUUGCAGGCCUCUUUUCUUGAUCGCAAGGAAUCCGGCUUCCUUCAUUUCGUCAAGUACCACGGCCUCGGAAACGACUUUAUCUUGGUUGAUAAUAGAGAUUCUUUGGAGCCUAGGAUCACUCCAGAGCAAGCGGUGAAGCUAUGUGAUAGGAACUUUGGUAUUGGCGCCGACGGAGUGAUCUUUGCCAUGCCGGGGAUCAAUGGCACUCAUUAUACCAUGAGGAUCUUCAACUCAGAUGGUAGUGAGCCUGAGAUGUGUGGUAAUGGAGUGCGGUGCUUUGCAAGAUUCAUUGCGGAACUUGAUAGUCUAAAUGGGAGGCAGAGUUUCACUGUGCACACUGGUGCUGGUUUAAUUGUUCCUGAAAUUCAAGAUGAUGGAAAGGUUAGAGUGGAUAUGGGUGAACCAAUACUUACAGCAUCAGAUGUACCCACUAAAUUACCUGCAAAUAAGGAUCAAUCUGUUGUGAAAUCCAAACUAGAUGUGGAUGGAGUGGCCUGGAAUGUGACUUGUGUUAGCAUGGGAAAUCCUCACUGUGUAACUUUUGGCACAAAAGAUGGGCAGGGUUUGCAGGUUGAUGAGCUAAAUUUAGCUGAAAUUGGUCCGAAAUUUGAGCAUCAUAAAAUGUUCCCAGCUCGAACUAACACAGAAUUUGUGCAAGUCUUCUCAAAGUCUCACGUCAAAAUGCGUGUUUGGGAGCGUGGAGCUGGAGCAACGCUAGCUUGUGGAACUGGAGCUUGUGCUGUAGUGGUUGCAGCAGUACUUGAGGGUCACACGGGGAGGAGCUGCACGGUUGAUUUGCCCGGUGGGCCGCUGGCAAUUGAGUGGAAGGAGGAUGACAACCAUGUGUACAUGACUGGCCCAGCUGAAGCAGUGUUUUAUGGGUCGGUGCCUCUAUGAUGCCUUUGAUUAUAUAAAUCCCCCGGAGGAAGUGAUCCGUUAUCUUAACUUCAAUUUUGAGGAAAUAUAAUUUGGAGGAAACCCAACCCAAUCUCCUACGAAUGCUAGAAUUAUUGCUCUUGGGCUUUUUAUCUAGCUGUGUAUGUAAUUUAUGGGGCGAUGCCUGCAAGGCCACCCUACAACUGCUUGAAUGGCUCCAUUUUGUGUUUCUUUGACUGCAAGAAUGUCUUGCUUCAUGUUCUAGGUGAGAUUUUUAUUUUUAUUUUUUAUUUUCACUCAAAUUGUUGCUUUUAUGAGCCUACUUAUACCCUGCAAGGUGGGAGCUCCUCCCCUUUCUGCAA